Diuraphis noxia (Russian wheat aphid) is the source of this 973-nucleotide messenger RNA. RefSeq lists its product as uncharacterized. The record is from RefSeq and is a predicted model, not a curated record. Lineage: Eukaryota; Metazoa; Arthropoda; Insecta; Hemiptera; Aphididae.
UUCUAUAAUGACUUAUUAUAAAACGUAUAUUGGGUCUUUACUUACAUCAUUGAAAAGAAUAUUUAUGAGCUUCUUCGAAAUAUGCAUAAUUGUUUUAAUAUUAUGACAAUUCAAAAACCUGGAAUAUAGCGACUAGCAAUUAUGUAWAGUUAAAAUGUACAAAAUAUUUUAAAACAAAAAAUGUAAAAGAAGUUGGAUAUACACACCACUGCAAAAUGUGUACAGUUUCAUAUUAACACAGAUUCAGUUGUCUGUAUUCUGUCAUUCCAAAAAAAACGAAUUUAAAUAAAAUACAUUCUUAACUCUUAAGUAGCGGGGCAGCAAUUUCCUAAUAAUUAUGAAUUAUGCUUCUGGCUGACAUAAAAUAAUAACUACCUAGGUACUAAGGUAUAGCAUGGACUACUGGUAUCUACAACCUACCGCUAUAUAAACUUGUUAAUUUUAAUAUUUUCACUAUGACUGAUAAUUCUUUUGAACUGCCAUGGAGCGCUGACAAUCCAYUGCACUUUGGAAACAUUCCGGAAAAUCCAGUCAUCGAUGAGAUCAUCUGUCAAUUGGAAAAUUUUUUACGGCAAAGAGAAAAACUCAGUUGUCCUACUGAUGAAAUAGACACUAGAAUAUUAUCAGUCAUUCGAUAUGCUAUGGAUAGCGUUAAGAGUUUAAUGGAACAAAACUUAGCGUCGUUAACAGACAUUCAAAAACAGUUUUUAAUUAACAAAUGUAGGUUGUUCAUAAAAGAUGCAAUCAAAAUUGUUGAGAAAACCUUGAAAAUACAAUCCACCUAAGUUACAGUUAAAAUCAAAUAAAUAUUUAUAUACAUAAAACAAUCACUAUAUUGACUUCUAUAGAAUUAUUAUUUUUAAUUGUAAAUUGAUCAACUCACACUACUUUCACCAGGGCCGUAGAAACGGGGAGGGUUUAGAGGUUCAAGCCCCCCAUUAACAAAGCAGAAAAUGUAAAAAUGUCUAGGAUA